AUAGCUGGGGGAAAAUAGCGAGGCACAAAGCGGUAAUGGGUUAGAGGUGGCUGGUUGUCAUGUUCGAGGGAAACCGUUUAGAACGUUGCCUCGGAUACAUUGGAAAAUUUUUACAUCAGUGAAACGGAUACAUUUUAACAUUUUCGCGGCAAUAUGUUGUAACAUUUCCGCGUCGUCAAGUUUCUUUCACGUUCAUAGCUAGGCGUCUGAAUAAAGGAAUUAGGCAGAAAGAGGUCAUAUUUAUUGGGUUUUAUGUGCUCGUGCCUUGCUUUGUGCAUAAAUUAUGCGUUAUCAAUGGUUAUGUAUGCUAUUUGAAUGAACGUUUUUGAUAUGGUUUUGAUUUAUCUGCCUCAUAGUAAGCAGAACAGAUUUCACAUCCGCACAAUGAAAUAUAGACUUUCCUCGUGCAGUCUGACGCCAGUUUACAAGCUUGGCUUUUGUUGACAGAUAAUUAUAGAGUCAGAGGCUGCCAGCUCACCGCAAGCUGCUGGUCAUAAGUGUUAUAAAUGUGGUCGGUUUGAAGUCGUCCAGGGAGGGUGCGAAAAGUUCAAGUUUUUGCCAAAAGGUUAGCCCACCAGAGACGGUGUGAGGCGGUGCGGCUGAACAAAAUAAAUGAAUCCAGAUCCAAGCCUUGGGACUAAAGGAUGCUUGCUCACCGGAUCUGCACUGCACUGCUGUGACCUGCUCAUGCCCCAUCCAGAGGUGCCAUGGCUCGCAGAAUAUCCUCCCAGGGUAAGGUUACCAUCUCCGUGGAUGAGUACAGCUCCAAGCCAACCCAGGCCUUCACCCACUACAACAUCAACCAAAGCCGCUUCCAGCCCCCUCACGUCCACAUGGUAGAGCCACUUCCCUACGAUGCGCCAACUCCUGUGGGUCAUACACGUUUCGUCUGCGUCUCAGACACACACUCAAGGACAGAUGGAAUCCAGAUGCCAUUCGGUGAUGUGUUGCUUCACACGGGUGACUUCACUGAACUUGGCCUACCGUCUGAAGUGAAGAAGUUUAAUGACUGGUUGGGCAGUCUUCCCUACGAGUACAAAGUUGUCAUCGCUGGAAAUCACGAACUUACCUUCGAUAAAGAUUUUAUGGCAGAACUCGUAAAGCAGGAUUACUACCGUUUCCCCUCAGUGUCCAAGCUGAGGACUGAGGACUUUGACGAUGUUCAGUCCCUCCUUACAAACUGUGUGUACUUACAGGACUCUGAGGUCACCAUUAAAGGAUUCAGGAUAUACGGGACUCCGUGGACCCCGUGGUUUAAUGGAUGGGGCUUUAACUUACCUCGUGGCCAGUCUCUCCUCGAUAAGUGGAACCAGAUCCCUGAAGAUGUAGAUAUUCUUAUGACACAUGGGCCUCCUCUGGGGUUUAGAGAUUGGGUCCCAAAAGAACUUCAGAGAGUUGGCUGCGUGGAACUACUCAACACAGUACAAAAAAGGGUCCGACCCAAACUCCACGCAUAUGGGGGAAUCCAUGAAGGGUAUGGUAUUAUGACAGAUGGCUAUACAACAUUUAUCAACUCCUCCACAUGUACAGUCAGCUUCCAGCCUACCAAUCCACCAAUCAUAUUUGAUCUCCCCAACCCAGGAAACUCCUGAGACUCAUUAAACCCCACCCCUUUUUCUACAUAACUCUUCCGUACUUUUAAGUAAUAGUCUUUUUGUACUGCUUGUAUUUAAAAAUGCAUGGAAAUGUAAUUUUUUAAGUCGGAUUGAAGCCGACACCAUUUGAAUGACUAUUGUAGGUGAAGAAUAAGUUGUGAAUUCAUAUUUGUAAUUUGUUUGCAUCAGUUGCCUUGUUUUUUUUUUUUUCUUUCUUUUUAUUGGUCAGGAUCUUAAAAAGUGCAUUUUAAAGGUACUCCCAAAAGCGUCAGCAAUACUUGACUAUGUCUGAUUUAAUAUUAAUUGUGCUUUUUAAAUUUAAUAUAAAUUAUUUAAAGUUAUGAACUCUUUGUGUGGUGUAUUAAAUUUUGGAUUUAACUGAGUAAGUGCUUACUUCACCUCGUCAGUGGGUCCAAUGGGUCUGAUAUUUAUUACUCCAAUCAGACUUUGCUCUUUUCUCAUCAAGAAGACACAUCUUUAUCUACCAGGCCAUUAAACACCAUAACACUAGCAUUCUUCCUUUCAACAUAAAAUAAAGUGGCACAGUUUAUCAAAAGACGGCAGCGAUUGUGUGUUGUGAAUUGAAUUUCUCAUUAUUGCUGAGCUGCUUUUGUCCUACAAUUAGAGUUUAGAAGAGGCUGAAUGUGCAGAUUCUUCAGAUCACAGAGAUACUGUACCUGGUCUGAUUUUGCAUUUAGCACAUAUUAAAAGUGGACGAGAACUUUCAAUAUAAUUGGGUCUGCCUCAGGAGAUAUACAGAGAUAAUUCUGGUAUCUCUCUGUAAAGAUUCAAACACAAUUGUUUAUCCUAGAUUUGCAAUAUCUUUGUAUUCUAUUGGUUUCAAAACUGGAAAUGACAUUACAACACUAAGCCAUUUCCGUCCUCCUCAUCUCCAUUUUUUAGUUGUUGUAAUAAUGUGCGUUGUAUAUUUCACUGUGGAUCUGCAAUCUUGUGAGCACAAAAAAAAAGUUUUCUGUAAUUUCUGCUAUUGUAAAUGCUUUCUUUAUAUGUUUUGUGACUUUUUUUAUCCAUUGUGACAUUAAGCCAAGUUUAUAUGCAAAUAAAACUGCAAGAUUUUUAUCUGA
Cyprinus carpio (common carp) is the source of this 2680-nucleotide messenger RNA. RefSeq names its product metallophosphoesterase MPPED2-like. NCBI's taxonomy places the organism in Eukaryota, Metazoa, Chordata, Actinopteri, Cypriniformes, Cyprinidae. Gene Ontology annotation, molecular function: hydrolase activity. The coding region runs from base 708 to 1592 and encodes 294 amino acids. The record is from RefSeq and is a predicted model, not a curated record. The transcript has 7 exons.